Molecule: messenger RNA, 1302 nt
Organism: Lolium rigidum
Lineage: Eukaryota; Viridiplantae; Streptophyta; Magnoliopsida; Poales; Poaceae
Product: mitochondrial carrier protein CoAc1-like
Exons: 7
Coding region: 16-1029 (337 amino acids)
Biological process (GO): transmembrane transport
Cellular component (GO): mitochondrial inner membrane
Source: RefSeq, a predicted model, not a curated record
GAGCGUGCCCUCGGCAUGGGUACCCCCUCGCAGGGCUCGGCGGCCGUGGCGGCGGCCCGGGUCGACCUCUGCGCGCUCGACCUCAUGCCCGUCUUCGCCAAGGAGAUGGUUGCCGGCGGAGUAGCGGGCGCUUUCUCCAAGACCGCCAUCGCGCCCCUCGAGCGCCUCAAGAUAUUGUUACAGACUAGAACAAAUGAGUUCAGGUCUCUCGGAGUUCUCAGAUCCUUGAAUAAACUGAGAAAACAUGAUGGUGUCUUGGGCUUUUACAAGGGAAACGGUGCCAGUGUGUUGAGAAUUGUUCCUUAUGCUGCAUUACAUUAUAUGGCGUAUGAGCGGUACAGGUGUUGGAUCUUGAAUAACUGCCCCUCACUUGGCACAGGACCCGUGGUAGAUCUUUUAGCAGGCUCAGCAUCAGGAGGGACUGCAGUCUUGUGCACUUAUCCCUUGGACUUGGCUAGGACCAAGCUUGCCUUCCAGGUCAAUAACUCAGAUCAACCUAGCAGUGGUUUGAAAAGGCCAAAAGGUCCACCUUCAUAUGGAGGAAUAAAAGAUGUCUUUCGAGGUGUUUAUUCAGAAGGUGGAAUGCGGGCCUUGUAUCGUGGAGUAGGUCCAACGCUCAUGGGAAUACUUCCUUAUGCUGGUCUUAAAUUCUACAUAUACGAAGGGCUGAAGGCACACGUACCUGAAGAUUACAAGAAUUCUGUCACGCUAAAACUUUCCUGCGGUGCUGCAGCUGGUUUAUUUGGCCAGACUUUGACCUACCCAUUAGAUGUAGUCAGGAGACAAAUGCAGGUUCAAAGUCAUGUACAGCAUGAUCAAUUUGGUGGUCCACGAAUAACGGGUACAUUCCAGGGGCUUAAAGUCAUCAAACAAACGCAGGGAUGGAGACAAUUAUUUGCUGGUUUGAGCCUUAAUUAUAUCAAGGUGGUACCCUCAGUGGCUAUUGGUUUCACCGCCUAUGACACAAUGAAGCAUUUGCUCAAGAUACCCCCGAGAGAGAACAUAAAGUCCGAUCAAGGUUCUACCUGAAGUUUCCAUGCACAAAAGACAGCAUCCGCAGCCUAAAAAAUAGCCUAAAAAAAAGAAGACGCUUCUGCAAAGUGAAUUUGGGAAGCUUCAAGUCCAUCACUGUUACGUGGCAACUGUGUUCGCAUACUUAACCCAGCUGACAUAUUCUUUCCAUUAUAUUGUUUUCAUAUUCUCUUUUUUUUUUCCUUGGGCGGGGAUAGUUUGUCCACUAGGUGGAAUUCUGUCAUUGGAUAUUACUUGGAUGAAAUUACAAAAAUGUAGCUUUGAGCAUCA